Molecule: messenger RNA, 12057 nt
Organism: Manis pentadactyla (Chinese pangolin)
Lineage: Eukaryota; Metazoa; Chordata; Mammalia; Pholidota; Manidae
Gene: SCUBE3
Product: signal peptide, CUB domain and EGF like domain containing 3
Exons: 23
Coding region: 346-3375 (1009 amino acids)
Biological process (GO): signal transduction
Cellular component (GO): cell surface
Molecular function (GO): calcium ion binding
Source: RefSeq, a predicted model, not a curated record
UCUCUCAGGUCCCUCGCUCGGGCUCCGCGCGCCCCGACUGCGGCGCGCUCGGGGAGAAGCUGGGCCCUGGGUGGGAUCUCACGGAGCAGCCCGCCGCCGCCGGCAGAGCCGGGCUUGGAGAGCACGGGGUUCCCCUCUGUCUACGGCGCUGGGCGCCCCAGCCUCGCCGCGCUCUCCGCCUCGCUCUCCCCGGCGUCGGGCGUGGAGAAGACAGCAGCAUCGGGAGUCUCCCGCGCCCUCGGCCCCUGGUCCGGCCCCGGCGGGGCGCCCCCUUCCCUCCCCGCUCCGGCGCGCGGGGGCCCGGCCCGCUUCCGCCUCCUGGGGCGGCCGCCGGUGUCUCCGGCCAUGGGCUCCGCGCGCGUGCCCGGGCUCUGCCUACUGGUCCUGCUGGUCCACGCCCGCGCCGCGCAGCACAGCAAAGCCGCGCAAGAUGUGGACGAGUGUGUGGAGGGGACUGACAACUGCCACAUUGAUGCUAUCUGCCAGAACACCCCACGGUCAUACAAGUGCAUCUGCAAGUCUGGCUAUACAGGGGAUGGUAAACAUUGCAAAGAUGUGGAUGAGUGUGAACGAGAGGAUAAUGCAGGUUGUGUGCAUGACUGUGUCAACAUCCCUGGCAAUUACCGAUGCACCUGCUAUGAUGGAUUCCACCUGGCACAUGAUGGACACAACUGUCUGGAUGUGGACGAGUGUGCUGAGGGCAACGGCGGCUGUCAGCAGAGCUGUGUCAACAUGAUGGGCAGCUAUGAGUGCCACUGCCGGGAAGGCUUCUUCCUCAGCGACAAUCAGCACACAUGCAUCCAGAGGCCAGAAGAAGGAAUGAAUUGCAUGAACAAGAACCAUGGCUGUGCUCACAUUUGCCGGGAGACACCCAAAGGGGGUAUUGCCUGUGAAUGCCGUCCUGGCUUUGAGCUCACCAAGAACCAGCGGGACUGUAAAUUGACGUGCAACUAUGGCAACGGUGGCUGCCAACACACGUGCGAUGACACAGAGCAGGGUCCCCGGUGCGGCUGCCAUGUCAAGUUUGUGCUCCACACUGAUGGGAAGACAUGCAUCGGGGAAAGGCGGCUAGAGCAGCACAUGCCCCCUCAGGCCGUUUCUAAUGAGACCUGUGCUGUUAACAACGGAGGCUGCGACAGUAAGUGCCACGAUGCAGCGACGGGUGUCCACUGCAGCUGCCCUGUGGGCUUCAUGCUGCAGCCAGACAGGAAGACCUGCAAAGACAUAGAUGAGUGCCGCUUGAACAAUGGGGGAUGUGAUCACAUUUGCCGCAACACGGUGGGCAGCUUCGAAUGCAGCUGCAAGAAGGGCUAUAAGCUUCUUAUUAAUGAGAGAAACUGCCAAGAUAUAGAUGAGUGUUCCUUUGAUCGAACCUGUGACCACAUAUGUGUCAACACACCUGGAAGCUUCCAGUGCCUCUGCCAUCAUGGCUAUGUGCUGUAUGGUGUCACCCACUGUGGGGAUGUGGAUGAGUGCAGCAUCAACCGGGGAGGUUGCCGCUUUGGUUGCAUCAACACUCCUGGCAGCUACCAGUGUACUUGCCCAGCAGGCCAGGGCCGGCUGCACUGGAAUGGCAAAGAUUGCACAGAGCCAGUAAAGUGUCAGAGCAGUCCUGGUGCCUCGAAAGCUGUGCUCAGCUGCAACCGGUCUGGCAAGAAGGACACCUGUGCCUUGACCUGCCCCUCCCGGGCCCGGUUUUUGCCAGAGUCUGAGAAUGGCUUCACGGUGAGCUGUGGCACCCCCAGCCCCAAAGCCACUCCAGCCCGGGCUGGCCAAACUGGGAACAGCACAAACUCCAACCACUGCCAUGAGGCUGCAGUGCUGUCAGUUAAACAGCGGGCUUCCUUCAAGAUCAAGGACGCCAAAUGCCGCCUGCACCUGAGAAACAAAAGCAAAACGGAGGAGGCCAGCAGAAUCAUGGGUCCAGGUGGUGCCCCCUGCUCUGACUGCCAGGUCACCUUCAUCCACCUCAAGUGUGACUCCUCUCGGAAGGGCAAGGGCCGGCGGGCCCGGACCCCUCCAGGCAAGGAAGUCACUCGGCUCACCCUGGAACUGGAGGCAGAGGUCAGAGCCGAAGAAACCACAGCUGGCUGUGGACUGCCCUGCCUCCGACAACGAAUGGAACGGAGGCUGAAAGGGUCUCUGAAGAUGCUUAGAAAGUCCAUCAACCAGGACCGCUUUCUGCUGCGCUUGGCAGGCCUUGAUUAUGAACUAGCCCACAAGCUAGGCCCAGUAGCUGGGGAGCGAGCUGAGCUGGUAGAGGCCUGUAGGCCUGGGCAGCACCGUGCUGGGGCCAAGUGUGUCAGCUGCCCGCAGGGGACGUAUUACCACGGCCAGAUGGAGCAGUGUGUGCCAUGCCCAGCGGGCACCUUCCAGGAGAGAGAAGGGCAGCUCUCCUGCGACCUUUGUCCUGGGAGUGAUGCCCAGGGGCCUCUCGGAGCCACCAACAUCACCACGUGUGCAGGUCAGUGCUCACCUGGCCAAUACUCUGUAAAUGGGUUCAAGCCCUGCCACCCAUGUCCACGUGGCACCUACCAACCUGAAGCAGGACGGACCCUGUGCUUCUCAUGUGGUGGGACCCUUCCCACCAAGCACGAGGGGGCCAUCUCCUUCCAAGACUGUGACACCAAAGUCCAGUGCUCCCCUGGGCAUUACUACAACACCAGCAUCCACCGCUGUAUCCGCUGUGCCAUGGGUUCCUAUCAGCCUGACUUCCGUCAGAACUUCUGCACCCGCUGUCCAGGAAACACAAGCACAGACUUUGAUGGCUCCACCAGUGUGGCCCAGUGCAAGAAUCGCCAGUGUGGUGGGGAGCUGGGUGAGUUCACUGGCUAUAUCGAGUCCCCCAACUACCCAGGCAACUACCCAGCAGGCGUGGAGUGCAUCUGGAACAUCAACCCCCCACCCAAGCGCAAGAUCCUUAUUGUGGUACCCGAGAUCUUCCUGCCAUCAGAGGAUGAGUGUGGGGACGUCCUCGUCAUGAGAAAGAACUCCUCCCCAGCCUCCAUUACCACCUAUGAGACCUGCCAGACCUAUGAGCGCCCCAUCGCCUUCACAGCCCGCUCUAGGAAGCUGUGGAUUAACUUCAAGACAAGUGAGGCCAACAGUGCCCGUGGCUUCCAGAUCCCCUAUGUUACCUAUGAUGAGGACUAUGAGCAGCUGGUAGAAGACAUUGUACGAGACGGCCGGCUCUAUGCAUCUGAAAACCACCAGGAGAUCUUAAAGGACAAGAAGCUCAUCAAGGCCUUCUUUGAGGUGCUGGCCCACCCCCAGAACUACUUCAAGUACACAGAAAAGCACAAGGAGAUGCUGCCAAAAUCCUUCAUCAAGCUGCUCCGCUCCAAAGUUUCCAGCUUCCUGAGGCCCUACAAAUAGUGCCCCUAAGUCCAAGACCCAGGUUUUGAAGUCCCCAGACUCCUUAGCCCUGAGAGCCGGCAGCCCCACCCUCAGAUGAGGAACUCUCUCCUUCCUUCUGGAGGACAGAAAAAAAAACAUAACUAUAUAGACAAGGACUCUCACUUCCUGUCUGUCUAGCUUCCUUUCCUUCUCUGUGUGUUUGUGUCUCUCUUUACUGUUUUCCCUUUUCCUUCAUACUCCCUAGAAAAGCCAUUCAGUGCUGGCUCUAUUCCCCCCUGAGGGGAGAAGGAACAAUACCUCCCUUCCUCUCCCCAGCCAUACUGCCUGUUUUACCAGCUCACAUCCCUGCCUCCAUCAACCUGGAAGGGUGCUAGAGGCCCAUGAAGGAAGUGGGUCUAGUACAGAAUGGGGAGGAGUAAGCGGGGCUUCUGCCAUUAUAGGGUUGUGCCUUGCUAGUCAGGAGCCAAAAUCUUCCUUGGCUGUGCCCCAAAAAAGCCUUUAAUUUACAGGCUUAAUGCCAGCACUGGCCCUCUGGGGCAUGUGGUUUGAGCCCUGGACUGCCCAUGCAGCCAGCUUUAUUGUCUUGAGAGCUCCUCUCCUUCUUCCCCUACAUGUCUGCCUGGGGUCCAGUCCAUGAGGGCUUACAAAAGGCCCACACCACUGGGUAACAGACACCAGCUGAAUAAGGAAGAGUAGCAAGCAUUACUGUGUUGAAUGCACCACUGUCAAUCCCCAAGAGAAAGACUAUAGCUCUGCAGGAUACAAACCAGGUGUUAAAGCACCGCCAAAAAAAGAAAAUGGAUCAUCUAAAGGACUAGACUAGAUAGCAAUUGGAAGCCAGCCUCAAACACUAAUCCCUCUUUUGUCUCCCCUGGCCCAGCCAUCUCUCACCCCAACCCAAAUGCUCCCUGGGGGAGCCCUAGCCCUACUCUCCUUGCUAAGUGUUGUCCUUAAAGAAACAUGGCUGCUGACCAGAAGCCAGCCUGGGCUUUGCCCCAGAGUUGUCUUUCCUUUGUAGCCCCAGAUGGCUUGUGGACUCCACCAAAGAGGACCCUGCAGCCAGUCCAGAGCCACCUACCUCUGGCCCCAGGCUGUGGGCAGCAAGAGGAAUAUGUGUGCACUUGGAGAAUCUUCUGCCCACCCUGUCCAGAUCUACUAAGUGCAAUCAUUUUGAGACUUUCUAUGUUGUCUAGAGGGAGGGAUUUUUGUUUUCUGAUUUUUUUUCUUUUUCCUCUAUUAAAACAACCCUAUUUAUAGCUGCCCAAGAGGGAAGAGUGUAUGUUUGGAGUGGAAGAAAAAAGGUUUUGCAUCUCAUGAACCUUGAGUGCUGGAGCAUCUCAUCUGCCUCUACCCCCUCCAGUGGCCAUCCAGACCUCGAGAGCCCUCAGCUGCGGUAACCCACAGCUGUUGCUCAGAGGCACCUGAUGUGUAGGUCAGUAAUUCUGGGGACUUAAUGGAGCAGAAAGGAGAGGGACCUGUGUUUGAUAAACCAAUCAUGCCAUCCCUAUGCCUCUGCACGGAUUCAGCAUGGACCUCGGGAUUGGAGAUUCCAAUGGAACUGGUCAGUGAUUCUUCACCCCAAGUAGGGAAACCCUCCAUCUUUUCUGUCUUCAUCCUGUUUUCCCCUGGUGUGCACAUGGAAGAUCAGGCCAUACCCCCUGGGGGUGGGCUGACUCAGGGCCCUGAGGCUAGAGACAAAGCUGUAGGAGCUAAGAAUAAGACAGUUUUUCAGGCAUGAAGUUGUUUGCCUGACCUUGGCCACUCUGCCUACCCCAACAUGUUCGCCAUUCUCUCUUGGAGUUGAAUUCAAGCCUAGCUUCCUCAAUUACUACUUUUCAAAAGGAGGAAGAAUCAAGUCCCUACCCAAGCCCAGAUCCUACAUACAUGCCACCCUCAAUCCCACUGCUGCCUGUAAAAUUAUUUUCCAUUUGCUCCUUCUAGUUACCCAAGGCUGUAGUCCUCAAUCAAAGGCUACCAGAUAACUCCUAGGGUUCAUUUCUAAUUGACUGUCCUAGGCAACUGCUCCUCCCGCAGACUCAACACUGAAUAAAGGAGCCUGACAACUCCCCACCAGUAGCAUCCACAGCCAAAACAGCCUCAGGCAGUAGGUAGCAGAUGUCACAGCUAGAUCCCCUGACAUCCAUUAGCCAAUACUGUGGGCCUCAGUGGUGGAGUGUUUGGCUACCUUUGUCUCUCUAGGUCAGAGGGUUCUGCUGUAAAGAUACAAAUGGCUGCUUCCAAGUAGGGUCAUUUAAUAAAAGUACCCACACAUCCCAGGAAAUGGCCAUGAAAACUGUUUUAAUCAAUUUUGAUCAUCCUAAUUCUCCACUAGAAGCUAGAAUAACUUUACAAUUUCCUUUCUCCCCACCAUUUUGCAUCUUAGAAGGCCAGAGUUCUUCUCAAUUCAUGCCUUCAAAGUCUGGCUUUUCCUUGCUCUCAUCCUUUCCUGUCACCCCAUACAUACACAUAAACACACUUCCUCCAAUCAUUUAUUCCAUGGUUUCUGCAAUCUGCAAAUGAUUUCCACAGUAUGUAUAGAUCACUAGGCUUCUUAACUGAUGUCAAGACAGAUCUUGGUGAGCAGGUGAAGACCUGAUAACAUCCACCAAAUUUAAUUUAGGUUGUCCAGGUUGGGGGUUAAGAAUCCAGGCAAAGCUCCUGCUGAACUUAUGGAGGAAGCUGACUCUGGGACAUCAAACUAGAGGAUAAGUAGAUUGAAUGAGGAGUCAGUUCUCAGGGACUCUCUACGCCUUUACAGGUCAGACAGAAAAUUUGGUUUUCACCAUGUGGGGAAGUAGAAAAAAAUGUAAAUACAAACUCAUGAACCAGCCCAAAGGCCUCUCUGCAGGAGGGAAUGUUUACAGGGUCACAGUAAUGUGAGGCCUCAUUUAUCUUAGUACAAAACCUGCCCUGAUCUGGGAAUGGAAAGCCAUUUCUGCAAGGGCUCUGUGAUGCAAAUCAGAAAGGCACUUAUAUCUUCAGUAACAUGGCAAUCCCUUUUUACUUUUCUGCUUCCCUCUUUCUGUAUUAUUAGGCCUGGCCCACUCUUAAACCAUAAGGGAGCUCUCAAAGGCCUGAGAAAACUGACCAGAGACUGGACUUGAGCUGCCCUGCCCCAGGCCUACAGAUCCCCAGAGGCUGACAUUGAGCUGUGACUGCUUUUGACUUCCCCAGUACGGGUUAGUUUGAGGUGGUGGAGGUUCAGUUUUGUUGCUGAAAGUUCAGUAAUACAGUCCUAGUUUUUGGCCCUAAUGAAACUUUAUAUCCAAAACGUGUUCUCCAUAUGUUUGUUUGAACUUACUCUGGAAUGGAUUAGGAGGUCUUAUCUCAAAGUAUCAGAAAAUAUUAUAUUCAAAUUUUUAUAUUUGCUUCUUAACCUCAAUAUAACAGACUCAAACUAGGGGAAGGGAAUGGACCAUAUAGUAUAGCUGACCAUAAGCAGAAAGUAAUGCUAACCUGUUUGGCUUCUUAAGCACAGUAAGAGAAAAGUGGAAGCAACACAAGGGUAUCUUUAAAUCUGCCUCAAAGGUAGCACAGCCUGUCCUUGGGCCAUUAUUUGAAUUAGUAACCUUUUAACAAAAUAUAUGAUUAAAAGGACUAGAACCCCCAGUUCUGUUACCAGCUUAUCUAGACAACACAGAUUAUAGCAGUUUGGACAACCUGAAAGCUAUUCUUCUGUGUGAGCUGAACUGAAGUUUUAAAGAAUAAUCAUUACCAUGUGAGAGGCUUUUUUUUAAAUGCAGAAUAAAUCUCAGAAUGUUGUAUUUAUGUCUGCUAUCCACUGCUGUCAAUAUAGUAAGCAUCUCGUACACAAUCAACAAUAAACAAUAAAUGUUGCAGUUGAUAGAGUAUUUUGCACUUGGGGAAAAAAAAUGUAUCUGAACUUGUAAAAAGAUGUUUGGAUUUUGUAUUGUCUUUUUUAUUAUUAUUAAAAUAUUAAAUGAAACUCCUCAGCCUGGUAUUUUUUGCUCUGUCUCAAUAGCUUAUCCGAGAGCUAGAGAGAGCUUGGAGGAGACAAAAUGUUUUCUAGCUUCCAGAUAGGACUUACCCAAAUUUUUCAUUUAUCUGUUUUACUCCUAAUGAUUCUAGAAUUUGAAAAGGCUUGUCUCUUUGUCUAUUCUUACAGCAGUAUCAAGAAUUAUCCUCUGAGGGGGAUCAAGAGGCAGGGGUAAAUUCAGGGUAUUGUUCUUCCUCUCCACAGUACAGUUCCCAAAAGCUGGCCAGGCCAAAAACUCCCUAGUCAAGAUGUCCCACUUCUAGCAAAGUAGCAGCACUAUGAAUCACCCAAGGUUGUUCUUUUUUAUGCAGUACAUUCUUGGCCACCAAACACAAUUCUGAAAUACAGAUCAUUCAGCCACUACCACAGGGCAUGAGAAAGCAAUCUCCAAUCUCUUAAUAAGCGAACAGUCCCAAUUUCUAGGCUCAGAUAAUAGAUAAAACUUAGUUGUUGUAAUUAUAUAAUUCCUGACAUGAAAUUUUAUUGGAUUUAAUAUCUACACGAUAUAGCCAUUUAAGAGGAACAAGGAAAUAUCUACCUGAUCAAAAAAUAUGUUGGAUUGGCCUCCCAGAAUCCUGAAUUUCCACAUUACCAUCCAUAAAGUACACAGAUGCAUUACUGAACUGUUAUAUGCCAGGCACAGUGCAUCAGGCUAUCAUGGCUUGAUAACAGUAGCCAUGCUCAAGAUUUAUGCUCCUCAUGUAAGAUUAUUACAACUGAUCUCUCCACAUAGACUUUCCAAUGGGAGAGAAAAUCCACUCUACUUGGUGGCUGAGUAUAAAUUAUCAUUCUAUUUAAUAUAUUGCAUGACUUUGAUUUAGCAUGAUAAAACAUGAGCAACUCUCUAUGAAAUGCCAAAAUCACAUUUCUAGAACUGCAAAGCUAAGGUCCAUAAACAGGACUGUUGUGACUACACCAAUUUGGGACCAUCCUCUCUGACUUCUCUCUUAACCCCCUUCUAUUCCAAAAACACUAAGUCUUACACCUUCUUCUUAGUACACUUCCAGUAAUAUCCCAGAAUAAUAUAUAAACAGGACCAGUGGACUGUGGGUCUGCCUAUAUCAAGCAAUCUUUAAAAUGAGGUACAUGAAGACUUUCAAAGGAAUUUUUCCAAGGGUAUGUGAAAACUUCCCAGGGGGUACCAGGGCAAGGAAAUGAAUGGGCGGAGAGUUCUAAGGGAAUACAUUUCCAGAUCCUCAACUUUCAUAAGAAAUCUUCCCUAAAAUGAAUGAGAACCAGCCACCAUAUUCAUCCACAUUAUUCAUUCCACCUCCUUUCACCAUAGUCUCUGUCCAACUUUACAAAAGAAAGGCAUAUCCCUCACCUACCCUGAAUUUUGAAGCAUGGUCCAGGGUAUAAAAACCUGGGGUAAGAGGGAGAGGUUUUUUCCCCCUCAUAUCAAAAUAUUAUAAUUAUAAUCAGUCUUCUUAUAAUAGAACUCUUUUUACUAUUUUCUACUUCCAACUAGCAACAAAUCAAAUUGUUGGUUAGCUCCUCAACCCAUUAUUUACUAGCAAAUAUACUUUUUAUUUUUUAUUAAAUACUUAAGAGAAAGUUUGUCAUGAGAUCUAACAAAACUAUGGGAGUUAUUUCUGAUUUUUAUACAUGAUUCUUACUUAAUUGUUCCCAAAAGCCAAACAUCAGAAUUCAACACAAGCACAUACCCACAUUUGCCAAGGGGAUAACAUGCCUUUUACCCUACUUCUCUCACUUAAUAAAUUAACUAAUGGAUUUAGCAGUAGAUUACAUGGCAUUAUUCCAAAUUAUAUAAUGAGAAAACAGUAUUAUCCCAUUUUCACAUUUUAUAAUACUAAUACUAGAUCUAUGUAAUUUUAAUCAUGAUUAAUUCUUAGUAAUCUAUAAGCUACAGUUAACUUAUUUCCCAGUGAUAUUUAUUAAAACAAAUGUUAACAUAUUUAUUUGAAAAAUAAAGUCAGACUUUUUCCUGUUAGAAAGUUAAGUCUUAUUUGGCUGGAUUGGUUUGAAAUGAAGACUGGCUUUGCUAAUUUCACAAAUGGCACAUAUUUUCCAUAUUGAAGUGAAUCUGCACUUCAAUAUUUUAACAAGAUUCCUGAAAACAUGUAAUUGUAAAAUAAUUUUAUCAAAAGAAUUGUGUUGGCAAAGGAGUAUGAAAAUCAGUAUCCGAUUAACAAGGCGCCCCUUAGCGAAAAGGUAACAGAUGAUAAUCAUUUUUAUAAGACUGAAACUGAGACUCUAAUGACUAGUUAACAAAUCCUUUGACAAGGUCAGUGGUUUCCAAAUCUUUGCUUUUAAUAAAAUUAAAGGAGGACUCCAUCUGACAGUAUUUGACAAUAGUAUUUGGUAAUAGGACAUUCUGUGAUUGUUGGCAUACAGUUUAGAUGUAGUUCAAAGACUUAAGGAAUAUGACUGACAAACCUCUUCCUUUCCCAUUUACUAUGUGAACAAGGUUUCUCAAAGCUUAUGUCUAUAAAAAUAAAAAACAGAAUUGAUGUUGCGCCUUAUCUCCUUCUACCAUUAGGUAAUAUUAAUCCAUGAAUACCUGAACUAACUGAGGAGAAACACCAAAUUUCUCAUUAAGAGAUAUAUUUUCAAUAAAACUGUACUUUUUAGGUUUCAGUUAUAAAAAUGUGUAAUACAUUUAUGUUGUUUAAUAAACUGUGUACUAGUAAAACUGUAAUGACAAUUCAAUUCAGAAAAAACAUUUUAACAAAAUCUAUGGUCACAGGCAAUAAAUUUAUACUAAACUUUUGUAGCAAAGAAGUGUGACAGUGAUGAGUAAAAGACUUAAAAGCAGGCAAAUAUUAGGAUAAAGUGCUGUAGGGAAAAUGAAUGGAAUUAGUUCAAGAAGAAACCAUACUAAAUUUCUGUUAUAGAAGAGCUUGUUCAUAUAUUUUAAAUGGAUGAUGAUGGACAUCCAAUAUUUAGGGUUUCGGAGUCCACUUGAUACAUUAGGAAUGAUGUAACAGUGUUAGUUUAAAAUGUCAAAAUUUACAGUAAGUCAGAAAUAAUACCCUCUAUAAGUACUUAAAUUUAUGAUGGAAAAUUUAGGUAUCAACUUAAAAAUGGACAAGAGUGUACAUAGUUCUUUAAAAUUUUUUAUGAAGUCCACUCUUUAAAAUGUCUUCAGACUAUUAAGUCUAUAUGGUAUAUUGCAGGAGUGGGGCUCAAACAGAAGCUGGUAGAAAUUAUUUCAAUUUUCCACUCCAAAAUAUCUUCCUUCGUACCUGAAAUUACCCAUCAGAAUCUUAAACUUCAAGUUUCAGACACUAGUUCCCCAGCGUUUUUGUUAAUUGUGUAACAGGAGAUGUGAUUAGCCAAUCAGAUAAGGAUCUUCAAGAAAUGUGAGAAAAGACAGAUGUUUUUAUUAUGUAAAAAGUUGGGGUGUUGGGGGAGACAACCUGAUUUCUAUUCCCUACUCUAACCAGGAGUUUAUACUACAGGACAGGCUACUUUUUCUCUCUGUAUCUAUGUAAAAUAACAUGUCAAACUUUUACAAAAGAGGAACAGAAAUAGGGCAGGACAGUAGUCAGGCUGUUUAUUUCUAUACCAGGAGGUAUAAAAAGGAUUAUUAACCAUAAGAAUGGGCCACCAUUGUCACUCACUGCCCACCUAAACUGAGAGCCUGAUGAGAAUUCUGGCCUCAGAACUGCCUCUGGAAAUGUUGUGCCAAAAUAAGUUAAGACUGGGAAGAGGGGAUGUCCAAAAUUGAAAGGCUCAGAGGUAAGCUCUUCAGACAGCGGAGAACAGUCCGUCAGCGCCCCCAGUGGCAUCUUUAUCUACCAUAAGCCCCAAACCCAAUACUUUACAAUGUUUCUACUUUAUCGAAAUACUUUUUUUUUCAAUUAAAAAUGAGAGUAGCUUUAUUUAGUCCCAUGAAGGAAAAAGUGUAUAUAUAUAUAUAUAUAUUUUUUUUUUUGGUAUCAUUAAUCUACAAUUACAUGAGCAACAUUAUGAUUAGACUCCCCCCAUCAAGUCCCCACCACAUACCCCAUUACAGUCACUGUCCAUCAGUACAGUAAGAUGCUAUAGAAUCACUACUUGUCUUCUCUGUGUUGUACAACCCUCCCCGUGACCCCCCCCACAUUAUGUGUGCUAAUCGUAAUACCCCUUUUUACCCCUUAUCCCUCCCUUCCCACCCAUCCUCCCCAGUCCCUUUCCCUUUGGUAACUGUUAGUCCAUUCUUGGGUUCUAUGAGUCUGCUGCUGUUUUAUUCUUUCAGUUUUUUUCUUUGUUCUUAUACUCCACAUAUGAGUGAAAUCAUUUGAUACUUGUUCGAAACACUUUUUUUUAAGUUAAAUUGGUUUUUUUUUUUCGGAUGCUGCGGAGGAGGAGAUACAAAAGAAAUGAGGUAAAGUCUAAAAGGAUAGAGAAGGAAAAGAUUCUCACCUCAUUCCUCCAGACACCCAAUUCCUCUCCUGAGACAACCUUUACCAGUUCCUUAUCUAAAUCCUCUCAUUUUAUUUUUUACCAAAUCUCACUCGCUUUCAUUUUGAAAAUUUCCCAAUUGCAGCCCCUUCCCUACUGGGAGGGGGAAAAUAAAAGAGUUUGGUUUUGUUCACCCCGAACCAAGGCUGCAAAGGGGAAGUACUAGCUGGUGUUUAGGCUGGAGGUGGGGCUGAAGGGAGAGUGAGAACCCUAGAGCACCGUCUGGGCGCCCUCCCUAAAAGGACAAGUUCCUCAAACUCAAUGGCGUCCUUUUCGACAAGGAGCUAGUAAUACCU